Messenger RNA from Phasianus colchicus (ring-necked pheasant), 1672 nucleotides. RefSeq names its product ribonuclease P/MRP subunit p38 (gene RPP38). Gene Ontology annotation, biological process: tRNA 5'-leader removal. Gene Ontology annotation, molecular function: ribonuclease P RNA binding; ribonuclease P activity. Gene Ontology annotation, cellular component: ribonuclease MRP complex; fibrillar center; nucleolar ribonuclease P complex. The record is from RefSeq and is a predicted model, not a curated record. Lineage: Eukaryota; Metazoa; Chordata; Aves; Galliformes; Phasianidae.
CCUCGAGGCCGCACGAGAUGGCGAGCGGGCGGCGACCUCCCCGCGGGGCUGCGCUGCCGUCACGGGGCGGCGGGGCGCUGGCACGGCCGCCGGGAGCUGCGGUGCCUCGUCCCAGGAGGCGCUCGGGGCCGGGUUGGACGGGCCCUGGGCCAGCCCAGGCGGCGGGGGGCAGCCCUGCCCGUAGGGCUGGAUGGGCUUUGAGGUCUCCUCCAACCGAAAGCAUUCCGCAGCCGCCGGCGUCACGGCGCCGUUACAGCGCGAGACCCGCUCCGCACCGAAGUCACCGUGAAUCGCCGACCGGCCAGCGCACCGUCAGCUCAUUACCUCGCGUGCGACGAGGCACGCCUAUUCCUUACCCGCGAAGAGUACCCUGCAAAAGAACUUGCGGCAUCGUUAGAAUUAACAAACGCCGGCUACCAAACCCGGAGCUGGCGGGAGGCUUUCACGAAGACUUUGGAAACCGGAGUUUUCGAAUGGAGCUAGGUGGCGAAAUAGAACAGAACCUGAGGACGCCUGUAAUUCCACAGGGGACGGCGUCGCUUCGUAAAGCAAAGAAAGCCACUGUAAAAACAUGUCUAGAUAACCCCUUUGUUAUUCAGUGGAAAGCCAUAGAUGGAGAUGGUAUGCAUUUCAUAUUACAGACCUUAGAAGAAAAGAUUAAAUGUAUUGGACUUAAAAAGAUAGAGACUCCAAGAAAGAAAAAACGUUCAGUUACAAAAAACCAAAUGGAAAGCAAGCGUGAUGCUAGCAACAGUGAACUCCCUGCCAAAGGAGAAACAGAAGGCCAUCAGCAAGCACCAGGAUGGACUGACACGGGCAUCAGAAGACAGCUUGCUAUUGGAAUUAAUGAAGUUACAAAAGCAUUGGAGAAAAAUGAACUGCUUCUCUUGCUGGUGUGCAAAUCUGCAAAACCUGCCAUGAUCACAUCCCAUCUUAUUCAGCUGAGCGCAAGUCGAGCCACUCCAGCAGGCCAGGUUCCCCGCCUCAGUGAAACGGUAGCACCACUUCUUGGCUUAACAUCCAUUUUAGCACUAGGCUUCAAAAGGCAGUCUGAUAAAUUUACUGACGUAGUAGAAGCAAUAAUUCCAAAGAUACCCCCUUUGGAAGUGCCAUGGUUUCAGUACCAAACUGAAGGAUCCGCACUGUGUGCGGAGUUGUCAGAAACUGAUGAAGCUGAGCAGCUUGCGGAGACGCCGGAGGAGGAGCUCUCAAGCCAGAAGCGGAAGCGUACAGAAAGCAAUCAGCUCGAUCUUUCACAUGUAAUUUUGCAGCCUUUGAAAAUCAAGAAAGUUGUUCCAAAUCCAAAUAAGAUAAAGAAGCCACCUCGCAGAAAGAAAAAAGCUUUUUCAGCAUAACUGAUUUUAGUUCAGUCCUUCAGAUUACAGUGAUUUUUUUUUACUGCCUAUGCAAUACAGCUGUAACUGAACUACUCUGUUAAGCUUUAACAGUGUAAAGCAGUUGAACUCAGGGUUAACUCAUGUAUGAUGCAUCCAGGCGAGGUUCUCUUUGCUUUAAUAAAGAAUAUGGCUCAAACUUGUGUGUGAGCCCCUAUCUGGAGAUAAACAUUUCAUUUGCAGCUGGAGAUCACAAAGUUGAAACCAUUAAUGAGCAUCUUGAAGUAAUUUGAGGAUAACAAGCACAUCUUUAGAAUAAAUAUAAAGUGCUAAGCAAA